This is a messenger RNA of Papaver somniferum (opium poppy), 519 nucleotides long. Its product is annotated as pathogenesis-related protein 1A-like. The record is from RefSeq and is a predicted model, not a curated record. Lineage: Eukaryota; Viridiplantae; Streptophyta; Magnoliopsida; Ranunculales; Papaveraceae. The transcript has a single exon. The coding region runs from base 1 to 519 and encodes 172 amino acids.
AUGAAGCUUGGAUCAUCUUCAGUUUCUCUGGUGGUGAGUCUCUUAAUCAUAGCCAUGUCCUUGUUAAGUCACAUCUCUCAAACCUCACCCACGCCCAGAUAUUUUAAAAAGGCUUUAGAGAGGCACAAUCUUGCUCGGGCUGCGGUAGGUGUUGCUCCCCUUAAAUGGAGUGAUAGGAUUGCAGCUUAUGCAAGAAGAUGGGCAGAUAAGAGAACAGCCGACUGCAGGCCUCUCCACUCUACCGGAGGAUAUUACGGUGAGAAUCUUGCGUUGGGUCCUUGGGGCGGACCAUUCCUUGUAGCAGAUGCCGUAAAUAUGUGGGUAGGAGAGAAAAAAUACUACGACCAUGAAACGAAUUCAUGUCAUGCGCCGCCGGGUGAAUCGUGUGGGCAUUACAUGGCAGUCGUCUGCCGGAGAUCUACUCAUGUUGGUUGUGCUAAAAGGAUUUGCGAUGAUGGCGGUAUUUUUAUCAUCUGUGAUUAUGGUCCUCCGGGCAGAUUAGGUGAACCUCCGUAUUAG